AUGGAACAUCCAGGUGAUAAUGAAGAAAAAGACAGCACUUUUCACCAAUCUAUCGGCGCAAUGCGAGAAGCUUGGGCAUCUACUUCUGUCAGCUGUCAUUCCAAGCCUCCUGUUUCUAAGCGCCUUGCUGGGGAUGAUCGGCCUUUGGGCGACUCGGCCUUUAGUCUCGUCUCUGGAACCGGUCAAUAUUCUCCCAACCGGUCUCACUUGACCAUCGCUCAAUCCCAUCAGGCGCCUAGUACUACUGCGCUCGGACCCGAAUACUUUGAGGCUACUCGGCCUAGUCUAUCUUCAGGCCUCACCACUUUUUUCACUCAGCAGGCAAUUGACGAAUCUUCUCAUGCCCAAGCCCCUACCAACAGUUCCUUUAAUACAGGCACACAGUUUAUUCCCAUUGUUACUUCGCAUCCUUGUGAGACCACCCCAAAUGCGGUUGAUACAACUUCAUCCGAACAAGAUGACAAUGGAAAUUUAGGAGUUUCGCAGUCUUUUAUGAGGCUUAGCCAAAGGUCCGAUACGGACUGUGUAUAUGUCGACCAACAAACGACUCAGGUUUGGUUUGGCAUAUGA
Messenger RNA from Protopolystoma xenopodis, 570 nucleotides. NCBI's taxonomy places the organism in Eukaryota, Metazoa, Platyhelminthes, Monogenea, Polystomatidea, Polystomatidae. The record is from the annotation of a GenBank genome assembly.